UGACAUAAGACCGGAAGAAGCUGUUGCAUGCUCUUCUCCAAGUCAUUGCGGCUUCUGCUGGGAAGUUUCUUUCUGUCACCGCAGGAGACCGGGGGGAUCUGGGGAAGGUUUUCUGUCUUCAGACAUUGCUGCAACUUCACAUAAGGUCGUACCUCAGAGCUGCACUUCGUCAUUAUGAGAUGUCGUCCUUAACAGCUUCCUUUGUGCAAAUUAAAUUCAGUGAUUUGCAGUUUUACGAAAGCUGUGGAGGUGGAAGCUUCGGGAGUGUUUACAGGGCAAAAUGGCUGUCACAGGACAAAGAGGUGGCGGUGAAGAAACUUCUGAAGAUAGAGAAAGAGGCAGAAAUACUUAGCAUGCUCAGUCAUCGAAACAUCAUCCAGUUUUAUGGAGCUGUACUUGAACCUCCAAAUUAUUGUAUUGUUACAGAAUAUGCUGCUGGUGGAUCACUAUAUGACUUCAUCAAUAGCAACAGAAGUGAAGACAUGGACAUGGAGCACAUUAUGACUUGGGCAACCGACGUAGCUAAAGGAAUGCAUUACUUACACAUGGAAGCCCCGAUUCGUGUAAUACACAGAGAUCUCAAGUCUAGAAAUGUUGUGAUAACCUUCGAUGGAGUACUAAAGAUUUGUGACUUUGGCGCCUCAAGGUUCCAUUCCCACACAACGCAUAUGUCCCUUGUAGGGACGUUUCCUUGGAUGGCUCCAGAAGUAAUCCAGAGUCUUCCGGUAUCUGAGACGUGUGACACAUACUCGUAUGGUGUGGUUUUGUGGGAAAUGUUAACAAGAGAGGUUCCGUUUAAAGGCUUGGAAGGACUGCAAGUGGCUUGGCUCGUGGUAGAAAAAAAUGAGAGGUUGACCAUUCCCAGCUGCUGUCCUAGAAGUUUUGCAGAAUUGAUGCGCCAUUGCUGGGAAGCCGAUGCAAAGAAAAGGCCAUCAUUUAAACAGAUCAUUUCAAGCUUGGAGUCCAUGUCGAAUGACAGCAAGCUGCCAGACCAGUGCAAUUCAUUCUUGCAUAAUAAAGCAGAGUGGAGAUGUGAAAUUGAAGAAACACUGGAGAGGCUUAAGAAACUGGAGCGAGACUUGAGCUUUAAGGAACAAGAGCUAAAAGAAAGAGAGAAGCGUUUGAAACUGUGGGAGCAACAGCUGACCGAACAGUCUCACACUCCGAUGCUUCCCUCCUUUGAUAUCUAUUCCUGGACUGAGGAAGAUGUGUUCUUCUGGGUGCAGCAGCUGGUGAAGACAGAUGAUGAUUCUGGCUUGCAGAGCAUUUAUGCCUUUCUGUUCAGGGAUCACCACAUUACCGGGAAGAGAUUGCUCUUACUGGAGGAGAAUGACUUGAAAGAUAUGGGAAUAGUCUCAAGAGGUCAUAUCAUCCAUCUAAAGGCUGCAAUUGAAAAAUUGACCCAUGACUACCUGAAUCAAUUUCAUUUCCCUCCAUUAAUGAAGGAUCUUGCAUUCGAAUUUGAAGACGAAGAGAGGAUAGUGAACUUAGAACUAGUGUUUGGAUAUCAUUUGAAGUCCGGAAACAGUCCGGAGGAUUGUAAAUGGAAAAUGUACAUGGAACUUGAUGGAGAUGAAAUUGCAAUAACGUACAUAAAGGAUGUGACAUUCACCAGAAGUCACCCAGAGACCGAGGUUCUAAGAAUGUGUAAACCACCAUUUGUAAUGGAGAAGUGGAUUGUGGGGAUCUCAGAGAAUGAGUCUGUUGAGUGCAUUGUGAGCUACGAAAGUGAUGUCAGAACUCCUAAAUUAACCAAACACAUUCAUAAAAUUCACUGGAACAAGAUGAAAAACCAAGACGCAGUGAAGCCGGUCCAACUCGCCAUUAAGUCGUCGCUGCUAAAUUCUGAGACCAAACCUAAUGACGAUUCUAAUGUUGACAGCCAAUGGAUCAACACUUUGAGAAUGCGUCAGAGGGCCGUGCAUAUGUCUUCUCCACAUUCCACUGGUUUACCACGUUCUCAGUCUUCCAGUCUUACCAACCUGUCCCAAGUGUUACCGUAUCUUCACAACCAAGACUCUUAUGCUGCUGCAGUCAGACGAGCACGUAUCACAGCCACGUUACAAGUCACACCUAUCAAUUACACCCGCAGCGCCUCACCAACACAACUAGAAUUGACAAGAAAUCUGUCUUCCUUGUCUAUCCAAAGUUCUAAAGGCAGCAGUGCAUCAAGUACGGCUUCCGAUAGCCCCUCUGAGAGAGAAAGGGCCAGAAAGAGGGUGAACAAUACGUAUUACCAUCAAAACUUCCAUAACGCAUCAACACAAAGAAGAAUGGAUAAGAAAAGCCCUCAGACGACCAAUGGAAAAUAUAAACCAUACACAACAACAUAUAGUAAUCCACGGUCCCAUGAUUAUAAACCUUAUAGGACUAGCCAAAACCCAAGUAGAAACAUACCAGGCAUGCCAAUGCCAUCCUCUGAUGCUGCUAAUGGAGAAGAAAUCAAGGUUAAUAAUGAUGGAGGAUGGAUAAAAGUAGAACAUUCCAAGAAAAAUCAUAAACCACAGACAACAAGCAAGUCAAAAAAAGAGAGACCCAGGACGACUAGUCGUAGUAGUCGUCAGUAGUAUCGGUUUAGGCCUAAUAUUUAUUUUUAAAGAUGGUAUAAUUUUAUCUAAUUUUAUUGGAUGCUUAAACAUUAAAUAUAUGCUGUAUAUUAAAUAUAUAUUUUAUAUAUAUUUAUAUUUUUAUAUACCGUACUUUGGAUAUGGUUUCUCUAUUUUUACGCAUAUUACAAUCUGGAAAUAAAC
Messenger RNA from Hyla sarda, 2750 nucleotides. RefSeq names its product mitogen-activated protein kinase kinase kinase 20 (gene MAP3K20). Gene Ontology annotation, biological process: protein phosphorylation. The record is from RefSeq and is a predicted model, not a curated record. Lineage: Eukaryota; Metazoa; Chordata; Amphibia; Anura; Hylidae. Gene Ontology annotation, molecular function: ATP binding; protein kinase activity; protein binding. Gene Ontology annotation, cellular component: cytoplasm. The transcript has 20 exons. Bases 180 to 2567 code for a protein of 795 amino acids.